Messenger RNA from Pocillopora meandrina, 14726 nucleotides. NCBI's taxonomy places the organism in Eukaryota, Metazoa, Cnidaria, Anthozoa, Scleractinia, Pocilloporidae. The record is from the annotation of a GenBank genome assembly.
CAUUUGUUUUGAUACUGACCGGGAGGGGAGGGUGGAUACCAAUGAUUUUAAUGUCACGUGGUCGUUUUAAGGACGGUUUGUUUGGGCGCCAAGAUAUGAAAAGUAUAUACUGCGUUUAGAUUGAAACCACAAACUUUUAUCUUACAGUUUACUUCCAGCCUAUUCGUGCCUUUUGAUAGGAAUAUCACUUUUUUUCAUUUAAAUCGACGAGAAACACCAAGAAAUCAUACAGUUAUUUCAAAAAAUCUUUUAUCUCAGCAAAUAUGGCGGCCGUCUCUUCACCGUUUCGAACACCAGACUUAAUCUCUCCCAAUGCGAGACGACGUCGUGCAAUUGCCCUAAAAAGCACUAACACUCCGCCAACACACUUAAGAGAAAACGACGAUGCUGCAGAAAGAAGGCAGAGGCGUUUAUCUAAGGCGACAUCUGCCACCCUUCAAAGUCCCGCAACUCCGAGAAGUGCAACUCGUCUUGACAGCGAAAGGUACUAAAUAUCCUAAGUUUAUUUGAUCAUUUUCCUCGGUGAAUGUAUAGAGAGUUUUGAAACAAUUUUUAAGCUUUAAUUCCACUUCGAUAAGUGAAUGGUUAUGUUUUUUAAAUACCAUGAUAAAAUAGUACAUGUACGUACGCUCGAGUCAUGUAUGUAAUUUGUAAGUUUGUGGCAGCUUACCGUGGUACGUUCACUAAUUAAGAUCACUAAUCGAACUACGCAAUUCUGUGAACUACAUCCUCUCUCUACAUCGCUUUUAACGUCUAGAACAUAUCUCUAAAUGACUUGGAUAUUUUCCUACAUGAUAUGCUUAGUUUUAUAUUAAUCAAUAUCAGUAUGUUACUCAAACAAUUCCUUUAAUUUCCUUCCAAAUUAAAGUUACUUUCCUCCUCCCCUUCCACCUGAUGAUUGCACCUAAAAACUGUGGUUUCUUUUCAGGGGCCAGACUACAGGCAGCAAUGGAUUAACUAAUGUUCAGUUGAAAGACUUGUAUUCAAACUGCAUAAAGUUGUCUACUGAGAAUGUAAGUGUGCCUCAACUUCACAAAUAUUUAAGGCGUAACAGUCUUCAUUUAUACAUUACAAUUAUUUAACUUGAAACAUAAAAUGUACAAUAUGUAUUAACCCUUUAAACCCCUAAGAGUGACUAGUGUUUAAUUUCUCCUUACAAUAUCACCCCUGAAUUACACUUUUAGGUUAGGAGAAUAAAGGUAAUGAUCACCAACAUAUUAUCCAUCCCAGCAACUUAGUAAGUGUAUAGAGAACAGAAUGGAGAACAUGCAUAGUGAUGUUAAGGUGUUAAGGAUCAAGUUGAGGUGUAAGUCAUUCUUCUCUAGCAAUCCUCUCAAGGGUGUUAUUAGGCAAAAUUUUAUAGCAGAUAUUUCAGUCACAAGUCAUCUGGAUCCUGAUUAAAAGGAUAGAACUUUAAACAGUCUUGUCGUGUUACAAAGUCAAUCAUUAUGGUCUUCAUGUAUUUUACUCAAUGUGCAUAACACUGAUUCUUUUUAGAAAAUAAAUGCCAAAAAUGCCUUUGGUCUGCAUUUAAUUGAUUACAUGCAAGACUUGAUAAAAACAGUCAAAGAGGGAGACAUGACUAACUUUCAGGUAAUAACAAUGUCAGUUAUUUGAAAAUAUACAGUAGAACCCACAAACUUGAACUCUCAAUGGAAACAAAAAGUGGUUCAAGUUAUUGGGAUAUACAUUGAAUUCCAUUUGUCAUGUAAAUAAUUAAUAACAAAUCCUGUUUUUACCAUCCUUGCACAAUCAACAGUCAUUUUGUUACAUUAAGUUUGUUUUGUAAUUACUUUUUUAAAGAGAAAGUUUAGCUAAUUGUUUUAUGUUUUCAUAAAUGUUGUGUUUGUAUCAAUUGCAAUUACAGAUUGGAAGGUGUCUAUUAGCUAUUUUCUGACAUUUAUUAACCAAUGUUUUUAGUUAAAGUUCAAGUUACUGGGGUAAAUUUUGGCCAAGGGAAAGUUGCAUUAGUUCGAAUUGGCAGGGAGGUCAAGUUAACCAAGUUUGAGUUGGAGGUUCUACUGAUUUACUAGUUUCUAUCUUUGGAUAUAUCACAGACACAGGCCCAUGCUUCUACAUUGCAUGCGCUGGGAAAAUUGUUUUGAUAGAAUUAUUAUUGCUGGUAAAGAAGCCUUAGAGGAGACAAAAAAUUAAUAUGUGAUUUCGUUACUGAAAGGUUGCAAGCUGUACAUUAGAUGCAAGUGCCAAAAUCUAUGCUGGUCGUGUUGAUUCCAUACAUGCACAAGCUUAUAAAAUGCUAGGAGGUUUAGGAAGAGCUGAAAACCAAGGUAAGUUUGUGUUUGAAGAUAAGUUUGUAUUAUUGUUGUUUCAUUUGUUAGCAAAGGGUGCAUAAUCAAAGUAAGAAUUUUCCUCUUGAAGUAACUGGAGGCCGUGGUUCCAAAUAUAAUUGCCUGAAUUUUUAUGGCUCUAGGACUGUUCUCCCUUAUUUUGUUGAACUUUGAAGAAUUCUGAGCUAUUAUUGGUGGCAAUAUAAGGUACUACUAGUACUAAAUUUUACAGGUUAUUGCCUUAAAAGGAGAACACUGCUGGGAUGGCUGUAUGGUACUUAUUAUUACUUGGUUUUUUAAAAAAAAAAUACCCUUGGAACAGAAAAUCUGAGUAAAACAAGUAGUAUGCACUGUCAGUAUUGUUAUGUCUUUUUAGACCAAAGGGCAUAGGCUUGAUAACUAGCAGCAGUUCAGGAAGUUAGCCUGCACCUCACUCCCUUUCAGGAGAAUACAAGCCCUUCUUCAAAAAAUGGUGGAAGGCAUUAGCCCACUAAAGAAAUGAACAGGGUUGAGAUGGCAAAUUCUGUGUGUUCCUAAGACCCCUAAGAGUGACGAACAUCUGAUUUCUCCAUAUGAUAUCACUCCUGAAUCAAAUAUGAAGGUCAUGAGAACAAAGGGAAUGAUCACCAACUAAAGAACCCCUGGAAUGGUGAAAAACAAAUUGUCCUUGUCAGCAACUUAGUAAAUGUAUAGAGAACAAUACAGAGAAUUCCUUAUUGCAGAUGUUAGGGUGGAAAGGGCUGACAUUUUCACUAUUUCUGAAAUUUCUGUAUCCCUGCCCAUCAGUUGUGGAAUUUUGAAGUCAAUUAUAAUAUUUGGAGCAAAAAGAUGAAAUAUUUGAGAGGUAUCAUAUACUAUUGUGUUGUAGAUGGUGAUGAGAAUGAUGGUGAAGGUACUGGUGAGGAACUCCAAGGGUCCCAGAAGCCAAAAAAGGUAUUAUUUUGUUACAAGUAUUAAAGGCAAUUCCUUCAUGUUAUGUUAUUUCAUAUAAUUAAGGACUUGUACCAAGUUCAUAGGCAGAGGUUUUCAUAAAUUCAAAAGUGAACUUAAGAAAUGUUCAUUUUUAUAAAUUUCAAGAGUUUUGAGUUAUGAAUUUUAAGUUGGUGUUUUAAGAUAAAAUGUAAAGUUUUUGUUGAAUUAAUGGGUUGUCAUCAUGAAAGACCUGUCUUUACACAAUUAUCUGUAUACUAUAGAAAUAAAAUAUCUCCUAUGCAAGUAAAUUCUGCUCACAAACAGCUUAAUUUGCAUUAUGGAACCUUCAACCACAAAGAGGGUACAGCAUCCAACUUCUCCUGACAGGAUAACCCCUGAAUAAAAAUUUAAAGCCAUAAGAACAAAGGAACUGAUCAGCAACUAGAGCAGUUCUCUAUUUUGAACGAAUUCUCAUCUCCAGUUCCAUGGGAAAAGUAACGCAAUCAGUAGGGAGAAUAUGCACUUUUAUAUCUGAAUGUAAAGGGUUAAGGCUUGUGUGCUCUGCAUUAUUUUACUGCUUCACACAGCUGCAUUUUUUAUUGUUUAUGGUCAAUAUUGACAAUCUCUUCUGUGGAAAAUCAUAAAUUGUACCCAUAGAGGUUAACUGAAUUUUAGCCAAUUGUUAUAGACUUCUUGGGACUAAAACUUGGAAAAGUAGAUACUGAGGGUGUCAGUUUUCCUAAUAUAUCACAAGAUGAUUCCUUUUUUACUUGGUGGAAUCAUGACUUUAAUCUUGUAAUGUCUGGACCAAUUAAGGAGACAAAAAGUUUUUAAAAGAUCUGUCUACAGCCUUAUCCUUAAAAAAAAAAAAAAAAAAAAAAAAAAAAAAAGCUAUUUAGAAUUAAAGUCUCGACAAAUUCCUUACCCCAGUCACCAAGCCCACCCUUCCCUCCACCUGUUACUCAGUAGCUAAAACAUCUUAACAAUCUAAAUACUCUGUGUUUUAUGUUUUGUUAAAGGCUGCCCAUCAUCGGCCUGGAAAUACCAUCGAGUCCAACCUCAAAAAUAUUAACGUCAACCAGUUUGAUUUAGGUUUUGAGGUAAGUACUCUACAUUUGUUGGUUAAUUUUCUCAGACAUAGUAAAGGCAUUCAAUAAUUUAGUGAUGACUACUGUUUAUUAAAGUUGAUUAGCUUAAGUUUACUCUCCUUCUGUCACUUUAGGAAUAUUUAAAUUCUCUAUGUACAUGACAUGUAAUACAUAAACCACAGAUUACAUGCAUAUCAUUGUUUAGAGACAUUCUCACCUCUAGCAGCUACACCUUUUAUGGUAAAUAAGUCACAAGAAAUACCUGAUAAGUUUGAGUACUCUCAUUAUCUGUUUGCUGGAUGAUGUACUGUAUGGAUAUUACACAGGGAGAAGUUACAUGUUAAUCAUGAAAAAAGAGGCAGAAGCAUAUUUUUUUUCUAUGUGGUUAGGUUGAUCCAUUAUUCCACAAGACAUCAGCUGCAUUUGAUGAGGGUGGAACAGGAGGCUUGCUUCUCAACCAUCUUCAUGUGCGUGAUGACACAUGCGAUCUUCUGCUUGACUCCACAACUUUAACUGGUACAACAACCAGGGAGAUGUCAUCUGAAGGGGAAACAACAUGCGACAACAGCAUGGUUGACCUAUCACAACUUCGAGGCAAGACUCAUUGUCAUUAUUAUCACUCAUCUUAUUGAUUUAGGGAUUCUGAUGUUAUAGAAUAAUUGAUCAUGGAAUGUUGUGAAAAUUGACCUGAACAUGCACCUUCAUGCAGAGCUUGACAUUGAUGGCUCAGGAGAGAUUAGAUAGGAUAAUAGCCUGCUCUAUAUUAUGUAAUGAAUAUCUCUAUAGCAAUUAUGAGAUUUAAUUUUUAAUUAAAAAAUCACUUGUACAUGUCUUCAUUAAAGUUAGAUAGUUAAAUGUAUGAAACUCACUCGCCCUAUUCACUCUCAAAAGUUUGAAUACUAAAUAAUUUUAGUAUAAAUCUGCCAACAUUCUAUCAAAAACACUACAAUCUGAUUGGCUAAACUACUAGCCAUCUAUUUAGUGAUAGCCGGUAAGUAAGAUAAGAAACCAAAAAGUAUGAAGUUGUAAACGAAAUUUGAAAAAAAUGGGAGGCCGUGUUGUUGUUGUUGUUGUUGUUUUUGUUAACUUUUAAAUGACUGAUAGAUCUCAAUUCCUAUGUGGGAUAUUUGAGUCAGGCUUCACCCUUAUCAACUAUGGCACAAUAGAAAUCUCACGCUUGAUUACAAAGGUACAUUAUCUUAAUCUGGAGCAAAGGAAAAGGUCAAGUUAACUGGUUGAACAUUUUUCAAUCAAGAAAAUUUGAAACACAACCCUAAAAGUUUAUUUACUGAAGGCAGUGUUAUAUUAAAUUUUACAGAUGUUUACAGUUGUGUCAACUUUGAAGAUCUGCAAAUUUGUCCUCACUUUGCUGAUUUUGAGUUCACUAAUUGGGCAAGCAACAGAGAGGUAAGAAAUAAUAGCCUUUGUCACAAUUGAUUGCAAACUUCAAAAAAGUUGUGCUGUAUAUAAACAAAAUAAGAGGGUUAGAUCUGCUCUCGUUCUCUUGUUUUUGUAUUUCACUAAUUAAUAAGCCUUUUUCCUAGUAUUAACAAGAGAUUUCUAUGGUUGCAAUAGAACUGAGUGGAGUCCUAUUCGGUCUGUAAUCAUAGGAGUGAUUAUCAACAUUGAACAAACACCAAUGUGUAACAGCAUGCACAUAUGAUGCGCAUCGUCCAAUUACACAGGCGUAACACAUACAAUGUUCUAUUAUUGCUCAAAUAGGGCUGGGGAUCACCAAUCUUGUUCAAUAAUUUUGUUAUAGUUUUGAUUACAGUUGAACCCUGAUUAUUGUAAUUUUUUCAUUAUCUGGACUAGCUUCUCUGGUUCCAUGUUUCCACAUAUAUUACUUAGUCACAUUUGAAAUCCCUAAAAACUUUUUCAUAUGCAAUUAAUGCAACUUCAAAGAAUGAUAGAAUUAGCUACAUGCAUACACUGUAGCAGCUUGAAACACUCUGAUUUGUGUCAGUAUUUUAUAUCAUAAAUUGUUGCAUGUUGUCAUAAACAUUCUUGUAAAUACUUUGGCAAGUUUUGGUAGCACAAUGAUUUGAGAGUGUACUUUAUUUCUGGCAUAAUAUUGAUUAAACAAUGCAUAUUCAGUUUUAUUUUUUAGCUAGCUACUAUGGACAUUUUUGAUUAUCCAGACUCUUAAUUAUGCAGACUAUUUAUCCUAGUUCCCAUGACUCCAGAUAAUUGAGGUUCAACAGCCGUCAUGAUAUAUCUUCAGUUAAUGAUCUUUGGUUGAAAUUUGGCACUUACACUGUAAUCCCCUAUUUUGAGCUGGAAAAUUAUUCACUGCUAUGUCAUGGGAAUUCAAAAAAUGCAAAAAAUCAGACCAGCUUGGUCUGAACAUACAAUCAGCAUAUUCAUUCUACAAGACACUAUGAUAAUCACCAUUUAAUUAAUGGAUUUUGUAAUUGAUGGCCCAGUAGCUCAUCACUUUCUUUGAAAAUCUAGCAAGCCAAUACAGAUUAUGGUAAAAUGGUGGCAGACAUGGAGAAGAAUGAACAUGCUUUUGAUGUUGAUGGACCAGGUGAGAAACCACAGCACCUAAUUUUAAAGAAAUACUGGCAACUGUAAGUAAUUGCUGUCCAGUGCUGUAGCUGCAAAAUGUUAACUUGAAUCAUCCUGUGUAUUCUUGAAAAUACACAGACUUUUCAUCACAGCAAUACAUUACAAACCCAACAAUAAUAACAACAAGGUGCUUUGGUUUAUUUCUUAGUUAGAUGGUGACAAGUGUCCUGGCCUGUGGUAAGCUACCUGCUUAUCUUGGUGGGCUAGUACACUUUAAAAAUUUUCAGACUUUAUGCAUAGGGAAAGUUUGCUCAAGAAAAUACAAGCAACCAUGUCACAAUGGGUUUUAGCUGUGAAACUUGUCUGUUGAGAGAGUGGCACAGGUUUUCUGGACCAAUUACAAAGCAAAGUGAAGCAAAACCUGUCUGAGUAAUCUCAGAUUACUUUUGAAAUCCAAUGAUUGAAAAUUUACCAAAAGACUUCAAUCGAGUGUUUGUUUUUGUCUGCAUUUUAGUCACUGAGCCAGAGGCAGAGUGUGAUUUUCCAGAACCAAUAGGAAAUGGUGACAUUAGUGAUGAUGGUAUGCCUGACAUGGGUGAGGUAAGCACUGUUACGUAUUCUUGCAGCAAACAGUAAUAAACUGGUUAUUGCUGUGUUUAUCAAUGGACUUGGAUGAUGUCAUCAGGACUUGCUAUAUUUUACAGAAAGCUAUCCAUGAUUUUGAAAGUCAGUAGAAGUUAUGGUGAUUUGUAACAUAUGGAAGUAAAUUUUCUUUCUCAGCAGGACAUUGAGUAUGGAAGGGAUGGCUGUGAAAAUGUCUUCCGCAACCCCAUCUGUAAUGCCUCGCUCGCCUUUGCUGAUGGACAAGAAGCUAGGCUUGUUGUGUCACAGGAUGGAAGGUUUGUCUGUUGUGAAAAGCAUAAUUGGCAGAAGAUGAGAGAUUUGUAAAUUCUGAAUAUUGAGUGUCUUUGUUAUUCAGGACAACUAUUGCUUCUGCUGCUGCAACUGCAGGGUCACUGUGUUUGGAGCUUUCAUCGCAGCCUAGUGACUAUUCUUACUUCAAGUCUGACCUUAUGUCCACCUGGGCAGGACCAUUACAUUGGAAGCUUCGUGACAAGCUUUCAAAAGGUUAGAUGUGAUUUUUGUGGUUUUUUUGCUUUACUGCUUACAAAUGUGUUCACCAAGCAAACAAUUAACUCAGGGAUGACUAUCUGAGCAGUUAUGCUCCAAUCCCCUCCCUUAACCCAAAAACAGUCAAAAGAUAACAAGUUAAGGUUAUUGUUGGGUUAGGGGAGGGGUAGGUGCUCAGUUGCUCAGAUACUGACAUUGAUCCAAAUUUAAUAGGUAAGUUACUCUAAGCUUUUAAAGUGAGCCCUUUUAUUGCAAUGCCAUACCUUUUUCUGAUUGGUAUUUUUAGUCUUCUAGCCAGUUAUCUUUCUUUGUGAUCCUCAUGAAGCAGGAGACAAACAGGCUGCAGCACAGUAGAAGUCUUUAUUAUUUUAUGGGAAAUAUAAAAUAAAACUCUAUUUGACUCUUGGUAAAGGUUACUGAACCAAUAAAAGAACAAACAGAGCUUUAUCUGACCUCAAUUCUUGAUGUAUCAUGAAGAUCAGUUUUCAUAUAUUUCAUAAAUUUAGUUUUCUGUACCAAUCCAUUCUUACAAUGAAGUGGCAAUAACUGUAAUUCUACCCAUGCUUAUACCACCUAUUAUUUUAAAACAAUGUCUUUGUUAUAGGUUUGAUAAACUCAACAGCUGAACAACAAAGUAAGAAAAAGAAAGCAAAGAAACAGCCUUUCACAAUCAAUUUUGACAGUGAGGUGGAUUUUGCAAGCAGUUUUUCAAAAGGAAAGGUAAUGACAUUUAAUAUUGCCUCCGCGCUUGUAUGUAGUUUGGGGCUGUACCUAUUGUCCAUUAAUCUGUUGGUAAGUAUAUGAUAAUUGAAACUAAUAUGAAUCUUAAACACUAUUUGAAUUGUUGGGCUUACUGAUUCAUCUGGCUGUCAUUAUCUUCUUGCUUGUAAUCCCAAUAAUGCCCCUGCAAGUUAGAGAUAAUUUUUUUGAUCAGGAGGAAGUCGUAUAUGAGGACAAAGCUCCUAAGUCUCAUGCAUUAAGGGCAAAAGUCAUGCAAACUUAUUAAUUCAAUCUCAUGUUCUCAAGCUGAAACUGUUAUUUCUCAUGCAUUUUAAGAUUUUUAGAUUUAAACUGUUGAUUUUGAGACAGCAAAUUAAGGAAAAUAAAAAAUUAACACCCUUCUAAAUAUAAUUUACUCCUUGUUCUCUUUUUGCUCACUGAAAACACUUUCCAACAGUGGAAAUUUUUGCUCAGAUGAAAGAAAUGCACAUCUUAGUUUCCUUUUUGUUUUCACAAUUUACUCCUGGGCAUGGCUUUCAUACAUCUUCCCCCUGGAAAUAAUGCCCACCAAAGUCAGAUGCAUGUAAAAAAUUUCAGUGUUUGCCAGAAAAUAAACUUGAGAGCUUUGAGAUGAGUGGCAGUGGAUGAAACAAAUUACUCUCCAGCUGUGAUCAAACAGCUCUGUGUGAAAACAUUCUGCAUGGAUAACUCUUAUUUGUAUCCUAGGCAGCAACAACAUUGUCCAAAACAACCCUGGCUAAAUACACAGCAGCCAAGAACACAUUACCAGAAGACCUUCACUAUAAUGCAGACAAACUCUUUAGGCUUUUUAUUAAGCCCAAAAUUAUGGUUAGUACAAUUGCUUGUGUUUAAUGGAGGAUUUUUCAUUAUAAUCGAAAACCAUAGAUGUCUCCAGACAUUUUAAGAACUUACAGUAGUUCUAAAUAACUAUUAUAUUCUUUAUGAUGACUUGUCAGUAUUAUUCCCUUACAUAAACAAUGAAGGUUAAACCCUUGAAUUGAAAGGGACAGGUCACCUUAGAUAACAAUUGAAGAGGAAACUUUUUUAGGAUACUAAAUACUGUUUCACUUUUAACUAUUAGUAUUAUUUUACCUUUUUUGUUUUCCUUUUUUGAAUUCCGUGUAGGUUAAACGUCAAGUUCAAGCACAAACAGAACUUAGAGAUGAUGGUGAGAGAUGUUCUUUGCUCUCCAAAUAAAGCUUCUGUGUAUGAUGCAUAUAGCUACUUUGGUUGUUGUGGACUUUGGUACACUACAACCAUUUGGUAGACCAUAGCUGUCAUCACCCAAGCUGGCAAAUUUCUUUGUUCCUCACCAAGCUUCCUCAACUUGAGAAAAUAAAACAAAUGCACAAUGUUGUUUGAUAACACAAGACAAAAAAAGAGAGCGCUUGCAUUAGCAUGCCACUUUUCAGGCCCUUCAUUGGUUAUGGCAAAAUUUUUGAAAUUUUGCUGAAAUGCAGAAUAUUUAUUGUGUGCUGUGGGAAAUUUGAUGUCACAUUAGCAUGCGACUUUUCAGGCCCUUCAUUGGUUAUGGCAAAAUUUUUGAAAUUUUGCUGAAAUGCAAAAUAUUUAUUGUGUGCUGUGGGAAAUUUGAUGUUUCCAAUUUUCCCGCUUUUACAGAUACUAAUACCCUUUCAACGACUAAUAAACCCUGUUGUACCAUAAAAAUGAAUGAUAAAUGGCAAAUUGCUGGGUGCAAUUACAGGUUAAUCCUUUGCAAAUCUUUGUAAAUCAUCAUUACUUGACCACUUCAAAUCAGUCAAUUUUUCAUAGGAUAAGCUAUCAAUCAUCAUCUGUCUGAUAAAUACAACUUCAUUUUUCCCUUUUAAACCCUUAGAGUGUCCAGUAUCUAAUUUCUCCUAACAAUGAUACUGUUGAAUCAUUCAUUAAGAUCAUGAGAAUUCAUUAAGAUCAAUAGAAUAAAAAGAAAUGACUACCAACCUAUGAAAACAAAAAUUCUCCAUGUCUAUGCCAUAGGAAAUGUCUAGAGAAGACUAAGGAGAAUAUGUAUCCUGAUGUUAAGGCAUUAAGGUAUUACAUGCAAAAUGGACAUAUAGUUGAUGUUCUGUAUUUUUUUUUCCCUUGGCAGGUUCAGCUUGGUAUAACUAUGAGAAUGCGAAUGAUUGUGCUAACUUCUGUCCAGAUCUCCAAGUAAGUGCUGUCAGCAGAAGCCUUCUCAUGUCAGUCAUUGUUGGUGCAAACUUCAGGCUGGCAAUUAGUUACACGUAUGCAAAUUAUGAGAUCCUCUGUUAAGUCUUCACUUAAGUUUCUCAGGCUAGUUGCAUUCAUUUGGCCAAAAAAACAUGCCCAAUAUCAGAAAAAGAAUUGUCUUUCCUAGGUUCAGGGUACUUACUCAGUCUUAAUUCUUGAAAACAUACAGAAAAGGGCAACCUAAAUUAAUUUACCAGAGCCAAGAAAGGAAAUGAAAGGUGUAAGGUGGUUAUUCCAAGUGUUUUUAUGGUGGCUGGACACACAGUAAAUGACUGUGGCCUGUCUGGGAAAUUCCACAAGUAUUACUUCGUCUGCUUAGCCCCAACCCAGGUGGUUGGUUUACACAAUUGACCAAUGUCAGCAAGGAUGUUGCAAAUGAUGUUUGAGACAGUUUAAGUUUAAAAAAGCUAGGACAAUUUUGGUCAUUCAUGGCCAUCACACAAGUUGUGCCAGGUGUCGAGAAUAGUUCCCCAUCAGCCAAAAAGCCAACAGACUACAUGUUUAAAUUAAAAAAGAUUGAGACACAAUUAAACAAUCAUAAGAUGUUACAGAGAUUAAAGCAAAAGUCUUUAUUAAACUGCUUUGGCAAAACAUUAGUGUUAAAAGUAAUAUUCACCUGUCCACAUGUGAAAAUAUGCUAAGACGGAACUUAUUUAAUUACAAGCAUGCAAAACUCUUGAUUGAGGUAGAGUAAAUGGAUCAAAAAGAAUAUCUGUUUUUGUGAAUGUGAGAAAAUGAUAGUUUCAAAAUUUUCACAGUUUGAAUUUAUUUAAUUUAACUUCUUGUGUACUGGAAACUGUACCACAUCUUGUUAUUGUAGUAACAAUUUUUUCUUAAUAGGAUGGUGGCGAUGAUGAUGGUGAUGAUGCCUUUGAUGGUGCAGAUGGUGGAUGCGACAUGCCUUCUGGAGAAGCAGAAUUCCCAUCUUCACAGGAUAUGACCUUUGGAGACUCGACCCAAAGCCACAGCUUCACUAAUGAGAGUGUAGUGGAUCAAACACUCUUUGCUGGUGAUGGCCUUGUUGCCCAACCUAAUAAGGUGUGAAUAAUUUUUUGCAACAAAGUUAUUGUGGACACCUGAAGAGAAGGUUGAAGAACAAAUUAAUUAAUCCUGCAAACAACAGUCCUUGUUUGAAAGGGACAACAGUGAAGCUGAGGUUCUCAAAAUUAAUUUUCCCCCUGAUCUGUGAAAAUGAGUGUCAUGAUUUAAGAAAUUUGUAGGACUCUGCAUAUAAUCCUGCUCAUAAAAAUUAUUCUCUUCCUGUUAAUAAAUUUACUUUGAUUUUCUUUACUGCAGGUUCAGAAAAUUGACAUUGGCUAUGCCAAAACUGCUAAAAAGAUGGAUGUGAAGAAAUUAAAGGGUGCCAUGUGGGGACUUUUAGCUGACAAGGGUGAAAGCGACAAGGUUGGUUGGCUUAUUACUCUUACUGACUGUUGACAAAGCAGUUAUCAUAAAGUAAAAGAUUUAGUUUUCUUAGAUCAUGUUUUUUUUCACAAUGUCAUUUUGAUGUUACAUCACAAAUAUGAAGUAUGCUUUAUUUUAGUGUCACUUAUGAAAUGUCAUUGUUUUUUUAUUUAACCCCAAACAUCAGGAAAAUAUUGCUGUAGAUCAGUAUGGAACAGGAAAAGGCAGUGGAUGUGUGACAUAUCCCUGCUCAUUUAAGGAAAUCUAUACUAAAUUACCUGAAAAGCUUUCCAAGAACAUGGCUAAGAAUCUCUCAGUAUCCAUUGCCUUUGUCUGCAUUCUUCACCUGGCAAAUGAAAAGGUAACAGCGAGACAUUCAACAAACCACACCCCCCCCCCCCCAAAAAAAAAAUAAUAAUAAUAAUAAACCCACAUUUUGAACUUCAGUUACUUUAAUGCAAUAAUUUCUAAAAUCUUAUCUACUCUGAACAUUAAAGAAUGAAUACCGAUACAAGAUGUAUACAUGCAUUUCCCUAAGAUAACUCUGUAAGAGCCAAAUAAGCCUGAGAGUUAGUUUUUCCCCACAACUGUAUUGAAUUAAGUGUUACCUGGCUGUGUAUGCUGCAAGUGGUAAAGCAAACAGUAUGGAAUAGGUUGGGGUUUGCUUUCCUUUUGAUCUGUUGAUCUGGCUUGUUAUAUUAUUUACAGAUGUGAUGAGUUUAUUCAGAUCAGAAUUAUCAAUUAAUUACAAUAUACAUUAAGGUUCUACUGUAUCUUUCUAGUGCCUCAAGAUGACUGGUGAGCCUGGAAUGGGGGACUUUUCUAUUUCUCAGGGCAUUUGAUGCUUUUCAAUGUACUUCAGUCUGUCAUCUAUUAUAAACUCAUGAAACAGUGUGAAAAAAGAAAUAUGCAUAACAUUUCAGCAUUGUAUUAUGUUUUGAUCAUUAAUAAACAAAUAAUUGGAGUGGAGUAUCAUCUUAACUGUUCAGAGAAUUAAUGUAGCAGAUUUUUGUUACAAUAUUACAUGAUUGGGGUAAAUUAUAUCAAAUGAGGUUUGUAUUGUACAACCUCCAUGAAUAAGCCAAUAUGACAAUCACUGUGACAGAUCUAACCCAUUAACCCCUAAUAGGGAUAGUUUAACUUUUCUUAAGCUUUUUAUCCAGCUUUCUAUAAAUUGUCCUUGUCAGCACCACAGGAUAUGUAUGAAGAAUAGUAUGGAGAAUAUGCUUAAUGUCAGGAUAUGUGUAAAGUAAAAGUACAUGAACAUGACCUUGUAAAAGAAAACCAAAUUACCAUGUACUAACAAGAGUAUUUAGGUCAUUUGUGAAAUCUCUACCAGACAAAAGAGUUUGGAAAUGACUGAAUUAUACAGAACCCUCUCCUAACCUCUAAAUAAAUAUUUGACUUUAAUUGCUCAUAAUAAUUAUAAAACAAGUUGAAAUGUUAUCCAAGAACCCCAUGUUAUAUACAAAAGGUACUGAAGGUGUUUAACCCUUCUCCCCCAGCCUGAAAAGGUUUAAAAUUUAUUAACUGACAAGAGCUUGAGGGAAGAGAAAAGAACACAUGAUUACAGAAAUAAUUGCAAUGCUCUUGAACAAACCCUCUUCUUAACUAUUCAAAGACUGACUCCUAAGAAUGACCAGCUUCUAAUUUCUCCUUACAAUAUCACCCCUGAAUUACACAUAAGAGUCUCAAGAAUAAAGGAAACAAUCACCAACUCAAGGAACUCCCUAUUGUAAAAUAAAUUACCCCAUCUCAGCAUCUCAAGUAAUGUAUGAAGAACAGCAUAGAGAAUAUGCAUUAUGAUGUUUGGAUUUUAAGGGCAAAUGGAUAUUUUGAAAGAGUGAUGAUAUCUACUGAGAAGGCCCACUUCCCAAGUGGUUUUUUGUAUGGCUUAUGCAUGUGUACACAAUCAUGGUACGACUUAACCUUGUGACCCCAAGAAUGACUAGUAUCUAAUUUCUCCUUAACUGUCACCCCUGUAUCAAACAUUAAUAUCAGGAUAAUAAAGGAAUUAAUCACCCACUAAGAAGCUCUUGAUUGUUAAACAAAUUCUCCUUGUCAGCACAUUAGGAAAUGCAUGGAGAACAGUAUAGAGGAUAUGCUUACCAACACAAUGAUGUAUAGGGUCAAAAGUUAUCAUGAAAGGAUAAUGAUAUCAACAAAGGAGACCCAGUUCCCAAAGUGGUUUUUUUUGUACAGCUUAGGCACGUGUACUCAACCAUGGUCUGACUUAACUCUUUGUCCCCAAUAUGACUUUCAUCUUAUUUCUCCCCAAAUAUCACCCCUGAAUCAGACAAUGUUAGAAGAAUAAAGAAAAUAAUCACCAACUAAAGAAACUCUUGGUUGUUAUACAAAUUAUCUUUGUCAGCACUUUAAGAAAUCUAUGGAGAAUAUGCUUAAUGAUGUUAGGGUGUAAAGGGUAAAACUCAUUUCUAAG